This is a messenger RNA of Odontomachus brunneus, 3560 nucleotides long. It is a transcript of the gene Vha16, whose product is annotated as V-type proton ATPase 16 kDa proteolipid subunit. The transcript is spliced from 3 exons. Gene Ontology annotation, molecular function: proton-transporting ATPase activity, rotational mechanism. Gene Ontology annotation, cellular component: proton-transporting V-type ATPase, V0 domain. The record is from RefSeq and is a predicted model, not a curated record. Gene Ontology annotation, biological process: proton transmembrane transport. NCBI's taxonomy places the organism in Eukaryota, Metazoa, Arthropoda, Insecta, Hymenoptera, Formicidae. The coding region runs from base 194 to 661 and encodes 155 amino acids.
GGCGCUCGUCACUCAUCACAUGACCCGUGCCCACUGUGCUCCGGUAGGCCAUAUUUGACAGUGGCCACUAGUUUAGCGAAGUGAGUGAGUGUGAAGAUCGCUCGUACGUUCGACGUUCCGCGCGCGACGAUCGGCAACCUGUAAAUACACCCGCGACCGACCCGACCGCCGAGCCGCGACAAAUCCAGCCACAAUGUCAUCGGAUGAUGCCCCGAUAUACGCGCCGUUCUUCGGCGUUAUGGGCGCCGCCUCUGCGAUCAUAUUUUCCGCUUUGGGAGCAGCGUAUGGCACAGCGAAGGCCGGCACAGGAAUCGCGGCGAUGUCCGUCAUGAGGCCAGAGCUGAUCAUGAAAUCCAUCAUUCCUGUUGUCAUGGCGGGUAUUAUUGCCAUUUACGGCCUCGUGGUGGCCGUCCUCAUCGCGGGUUCUCUCGAAAGAGAGGAUUACAAGCUGUUUACGGGUUUCGCCCAUUUGGGUGCUGGUCUGGCCGUGGGCUUCUCCGGUCUAGCAGCCGGUUUCGCCAUCGGCAUCGUCGGUGACGUUGGUGUGAGAGGCACCGCGCAACAACCUCGCCUCUUCGUCGGCAUGAUCCUGAUAUUGAUCUUCGCCGAAGUAUUGGGUCUCUACGGUCUGAUUGUCGCCAUCUACCUAUACACCAAGUAAACGGUCAGUAGCGGCAUCUCAACCUGCCCAUGGCUCCAUGCAAGACAUGUCGCCUGCAACCAACAGCGCUCCCCGACUCUAUUAUAAUACUACAACCAACUUGUUUUGACAUUUUACUUAAAAUCACGUUACUCCAUGAUGCAUACAUACAUUUUACCUUAUCCACCUAUCUACCUGCCGAAAAGAAAAGAGGAAAAAAAAAAGAUAUGAAAAGACACCGUCGACUCAUCUCCGCGCGUCCUUCUUGUAAUAUCGUACUCGAAGUCGAUCUAUCUUAGCGUCCGAGCAUUUAAACCACCGCGCAUUACUCAUCACAUAAGUCGCAUAAUCAUACAUUGGAAAGGUGUUGCGCGAUCGGCGAGAAAUACCCGCCCGCUUGACUAAAUUUACCGGCGAGACUCGAGACACGGCGCACACGUCUCGACGCCGCGGUCUCACGAGGAGUGAGUGUAUAGCCAAAAAUAAGAAGAAAGGAAAAGGAACGGCAACUGAGGACAACAACAUGGGCGACAGGGGAAUACCAUACGCAUAGGAAGAAAUGGAAGAAAGAGAGAGAGAGAAAGAUACAGAGAAGAUCUCCCAUAUAAUCCCAUGCCGAACAUUUCUCUUUCACUGUAUAGUAAUCAUUUGUAGCGUAGUAACGACAUUGAAUUAACAGUUGAAGUUAAUCGGCUCUACUGAGUGUAUAAAGAGAAAAAAAAACGUGUUAUUGAUAAAAAGAAUAUUUAGCACAAUUAUAUACAUAUACAUAUUACAAUGCAAUCGAAGCGACAAGCAUAGGCAGUAUGUGAGAGAGAGCGAGCGAGAGAGAGAGAGAGAAUGAGCGAAUAAAAGAAAAAGUAGAAAAACGAAAUUAUAUCAUCGGAUGGUAGAAGUAUAUAAGUGUAGGCGGCACGCCAAUUGCGUGUGGUAAACGGCGUAAUAUCCAUAAAAAGAGAAAGAAAAUGAAAGAGAAUGAAAACAAGAGAAGUUUGUGAGAUCUCGCGCGAACGGAAAUUAGUACAACGUCAGAAGUCGAUCGACGAAGAACGGUACGAUGGAUGAGACCUUAGUGAAAGGGAAAAACGAGAAAAGGGUAUAUAAAGAGAGAGAACAAGGUAUGAAUGCGAGUAGUUGAUCAGCGGAUACACACGAUAGUAUUAAGUCAAUUGAGAGCUGCUGGACGCGGCUGGAUUUCACAUUUUCACGGUUAUUCAUGGACAACGAUACGCAACGCGAUAUCAGAAGAGAAAAGAAGAAAGAGAGAGAGAGAGAGAGAGAGAACGAAAGAUAGAGAAACAGAUUCGCUUAAUCGAGUGAUCGCGUUGAAGCCGCGAAAGGCCAGCGGUGGUAAACACAUCCCCGAUUAGCCGAACGAGAUUUUUAUCCCCGACUCAUAUUAUAUCCACACAUCGUAACUGUGAACGUCGUCGUAUGUCAAUGGAGUAACGGGUGUGUAUAUGUGAGAAGCUUGUUUGGGAAACUGAACACGAAUAAGACACCGUAUGUAUUGUACCAUCGUCAGGCGAACACAAAUACACACACCGAAAACGAUCAGUCAGUCAGCGAGAUCAAUGACAACCGGAGAAGGAGAAAAGUUAUAUACAUAUAGAUAUACGAUGAUAACGACAUAUAAACGGAGGAUAAUUUGUACAUUCCAAUAUUAAGUUCGUUCAGUUAACACGUUCAGGCGAGCGGGCGUUUGCAAUGGCGAUGAGAGAAGGAAGGAAGGAAAGAAGAAUAAUAGAUUAUCGGCGCUGCGCGCUAGUUCGUGACAAAUUCGACGAUACCGACCGAUCGACCGCACCACACAUCACACAAACGCAUUACUUACAUGGGGCAGAUACAGAUAGACAAAUUCCGAGACGCGUCGAGCAUCGUUGGGUGGAUUGUCAUUGGGAGCUGACAAUCAGCUCUUCAUGCGCGCGUAUACCAGCCGGGACGAUCGGCCCAUCACCUCUCUCCAUAGCAAUCACGCACGUUCGAGUACGUACAAACAAACAAGAAAGAAGGGAGAAUAGGUACAACAAGCGCAGAGAAGCAGAAAAGCAACUCGGAGCGCCCGCUUGCCCCUUUGACUGUGCAGUAUUUUCUACCUAAGACACACAUACACACAGAGUAUAGACGCAUUUCCGGCGGAGAAAGACGGAUGACGUUGUCGAUGAAUCUAGUAUCUAGAGAAAGAGAGAGAAAAAGGAAAAUCCAGACGAUUCUGUGUUCUACUUACCGACAAAUACCAGUCAGUCUGAAGAGCGAACUGAAGAAAGUGAACAGUCAGACGGAGCUCGCCUCGAAGAUGCGCCUAUAUUUGAAGAAAACUACAAUAGUCACUCAACAUCGUCGGUAACGAGAACGGGGACCAUAUUCUGGAUGCAUUAAACGCCAAAUAUACCCUUUUGAUUCUCAAGCUGAAACGUUACACGUGACGCUCACAUGAGAGAUGUAUGUAACUUGGAAUUAAAAAGGCAUAUUUAGCGCUCACUGUGUGCUCAGAAUGAAGUUCCUGGACUAGCAGGUGCGGUCAACGGACGUGGAAGGAAAAUCACGAUUUUCUGGAACUCGUGUAAAACCAGCGCGUCGCUAAGAAGAAAGAGGGAAAAAGAAGAGAGAAGGGAGAACGCACGAGCGAUCCGGGGAGCGGUGGUGGCGACGGUAGUGGUGGUGAUGGUGCUCCGUUUACCGUUUCUUCUUUUCCUUUCUUCCCGCUUUGUUGCAACGGGAGCGACCUUCAUUCUGGUCACUUUACGCUCGAGGAAACGCAGGCGCACUAUACUAAUGCGAACGUAAUUACUUGUACCGCCAACUGUCCUUCUUCCCCCUCACAUUCUUGUCUCUCCCGUUGUCCCGUUAUUCCACACAAUCGAAACCGAAAAAGAGAGAGAGAGAGAGAGAGAGAGAGAGAGAGAGAGAGAGAGAGAGA